This is a messenger RNA of Drosophila navojoa, 693 nucleotides long. Its product is annotated as antigen 5 like allergen Cul n 1. Lineage: Eukaryota; Metazoa; Arthropoda; Insecta; Diptera; Drosophilidae. The record is from RefSeq and is a predicted model, not a curated record.
UUGGGCUAGCGCCUGUCCUACUAGUCCUGCGCCCUAUCUGGUCAACAUGGACUUGGAGCUCCGCAACUUCAUAGUGGCCGCCCACAAUGCUCGUCGCAAUCGUCUGGCUCUGGGUCAGCUGCCUGGCUAUCAGUCGGCACGUCGCAUGGCUUUCGUGCGCUGGAACGCUGACCUGGCCAGCCGCGCCGAGCUGAAUGUGAAGCAGUGCGUUCGCAAGAGGGAUGACUGCCACGGUACGGCACGGUUCCCCAAUAGUGGCCAGAAUAUCGCUUACUUUGCCUAUGAUCCGGCUCAAACGGGCCAAAGGACGGAUCAGUAUCUGAUGAGGCAGGCCAUUACCAACUGGUGGUUGGAGUACAAUAAUGCCAAUAUGGGAAUCAUCAAUAGUUUUCCCCACACCUGGGCUGGCCAGUCGAUUAGUCGCUUUACUGUGAUGGCUCAGGAGCGCAAUCUUGCCGUGGGCUGUGCCGCUUCCCGUUUCGUGAAGAAUAAUAAGAACCACUUCCUCGUCGCCUGCAACUAUGCAGUCAAGAAUACUGUCGGCAGUCCUGUGUACGUGACGGGUCCGGCGGGCAGUGGCUGCCAGACAGGCGUCAACAUCGACUAUCAUGGCCUCUGCAAGUUCGCCGAGAAUUACAACAUAUAAAACUAUCCAUAUGUCUUAUAAAUAAGUAAAAAAAUUUGAACAUUUAA